UGAAAUUGCAAUUUGUUCGAAAUGGAAGAAAUGGAUUACCUCCAAUUGAUUCAAAAAAUUCUGGUGGUUUUGGUUUCUCUUUAUCUCUUUCGGAAGAUCAUCAAACAUAUGGCGAGUUUCAUGAUUGUAGAAAAGGAACCUUUGAGGGUUCUAGUAACUGGUGCUGCAGGGCAAAUAGGCUAUGCUCUUGUCCCUAUGAUUGCCAGGGGAGUGAUGUUGGGGCCAGAUCAGCCUGUUAUUCUGCAUAUGCUUGAUAUUGAACCUGCUAUGGAGGCCUUAAAUGGGGUAAAAAUGGAGUUGAUCGAUGCUGCGUUUCCCCUCCUCAAAGGUGUUGUUGCCACCACAGAUGCUGUUGAGGCUUGUAAAGAUGUUGACAUAGCAAUUAUGGUUGGUGGGUUUCCUAGGAAAGAGGGAAUGGAAAGGAAAGAUGUGAUGUCUAAAAAUGUAUCCAUCUACAAAGCUCAAGCUUCGGCUCUGGAGAAGCAUGCAGCUCCAAACUGCAAGGUGCUAGUUGUUGCCAAUCCAGCCAACACAAAUGCACUCAUCCUGAAAGAAUUUGCUCCUUCAAUCCCCGAGAAAAAUAUCUCAUGCCUUACGCGACUUGAUCAUAAUAGGGCUCUUGGCCAAAUCUCAGAGAGGCUAAACGUAGAUGUCAGUUAUGUGAAAAAUGUCAUCAUAUGGGGUAACCACUCUUCAACUCAAUAUCCUGACGUGAAUCAUGCGACUGUCAUUACUGGCAGUGGGGAGAAAUCCGUCAAAGAACUUGUUGCCGAUGAUCAAUGGCUGAAGACUGAGUUCAUCACCACUGUUCAGCAACGAGGUGCAGCCAUCAUCAAAGCCCGAAAGCUGUCAAGUGCAUUGUCUGCUGCCAGUGCUGCCUGUGAUCAUAUACGCGAUUGGGUUCUUGGCACUCCUAAGGGGACAUGGGUAUCUAUGGGAGUGUACUCAGAUGGGUCUUAUGGGAUCCCAUCAGGCCUUAUCUACUCCUUCCCUGUUACUUGUGAGAAAGGAGAAUGGUCAAUUGUGAAGGGUCUCAAAAUCGAUGAGUUUUCAAGGGAAAAGAUGGAUGCCACAGCAAACGAGCUCAUUGAAGAGAAAUCUUUAGCUCAUUCAUGCGUUAAUUGAUAUAAUGUACGCUUCACUUCCAUCAAAUAGAAAAGAUGAAAGAAGAAAGAGAACAGAGGAACAUC
Messenger RNA from Telopea speciosissima, 1190 nucleotides. RefSeq names its product malate dehydrogenase-like. Gene Ontology annotation, molecular function: L-malate dehydrogenase (NAD+) activity. NCBI's taxonomy places the organism in Eukaryota, Viridiplantae, Streptophyta, Magnoliopsida, Proteales, Proteaceae. The coding region runs from base 22 to 1125 and encodes 367 amino acids. Gene Ontology annotation, biological process: malate metabolic process; oxaloacetate metabolic process; tricarboxylic acid cycle. The transcript is spliced from 7 exons. The record is from RefSeq and is a predicted model, not a curated record.